This is a messenger RNA of Patiria miniata (bat star), 1617 nucleotides long. RefSeq names its product spermatogenesis-associated protein 24-like. The record is from RefSeq and is a predicted model, not a curated record. The transcript has 8 exons. Lineage: Eukaryota; Metazoa; Echinodermata; Asteroidea; Valvatida; Asterinidae. Bases 228 to 800 code for a protein of 190 amino acids. Gene Ontology annotation, molecular function: DNA binding. Gene Ontology annotation, cellular component: nucleus; cytoplasm.
GCGAUAACCGUGUUCACACAGAGGGCGCACUUGCAGGAAAAGAUGUAGCGCGCUAGCCAGCUAGCUACCGCGGCAAAACUCCGAGUUUCAAAGGUUGAAAUCGAACGUUGUUCGUUUGCACAUUAUGUUUGCGUAUCUAAAUUCCGACACGAAAUUACACGAACAAAGAGUAGACGUCUGAAAAAUGCGGGACUUCUUUUUCUGUCGCUUAUCAAGAGGAAAUUAAAAUGGCCAGUACUACUGCUGAAAUGUUAGUUCACAAACAACUGAGAGAUGUUCUCCUGACCCAAAGACAUGUAUUGACUUCGUGGAAAGAACAAAUGCAGACAGAUCAAAAAGAGACGGUAACCAAACUUGAAUAUGACGUGGUGGUUGAACAAUUGAAGGAGGAGAGACGGCAACAUGAAGAGACAAAGUCCAGGCUAGCCAGUGAGAGUGACAAGCUACAGUUUGCCCUGGGGGAGAUUGAGGUGUUGACUGCACAGCUGGAACGAGAAAAAGCAAACUUUGAACACUCCUUUGGACAGCUAAAAGAAAAAUCUGUGAAAGAAAAUGUCAAAAACAGUCAGCUGAAGACAAGAUUUUCAGCCAUAGAAACCGAGAAGCAGAAACAAGACGACGUUCUAAGCCUGAAAGACUCCCGGAUAAGGGACUUGAAGCAGAGACUAGCCAAGCAGAGGGAUAACCAUAGACAACAAGUGUCGGAGUUGAAUGUACAAUUGCAGCAAGAGGCCUACAUUGCACGCACGCUGAAUGCCAAGGGAACUAACCGCAAAGGAUACAACAAACCAGGCAAAUGAGGUGCUGCUAAUUGGACAGAAUUCCUGAAUAUUUGGGAAAUAUUUCCACCUCGGUGUUUGGUAUUUUUCCCCCCGUUUCUUAACUGAGGGCUUAUUUACAUUGUGCACAGACUGCAUAGAAGUGGCUCACAAUACAGUGUGCAGCGCUGCUCAAUGCGGCUUCUUUGUCCUACCUUGCGCAUCCUCCCAUGUCUGAAUUGGUUGAUUAAAAAGACAGAAGAAAUUGUUGGGUUUUUUUAAACUGAAGAAUACACUGACAAGUGUACUGUUGAUAGAAAGAUGUAUAGUAGAACACUACUUCAGUGUGAUUAUAGUAUUGAAAAAACUAUUCAUAAAUACCUAAGACGGGUCAUUCAUUCCUAUUGGUCAAGAGCCUGUCACGUGUCCGGUCUUAAAUGGUUGAAAAAACACCGGCCGGCUGGCUUAAACACUUUUCCCAGUGUCACAUGAAAAUUUGACUCCUUUGGAAUUGGGUCCCCUUUACCCUUUUAUUGGUAGAAUGUUCACAAUCCUCAGUUAACCAGUGAGUCUGUAUUUCAUAGUCCUAAAAUUCCGCGCCACAUUGUGCAGUGCGCACAUCAAAUCUCUGUAUAAGGUGAUGUUUAUGUCUACUCGGGAGAGUAGCCAUAUUAUAGCUAGAAGGGUGUUUAAAAGAAAACAUGAAGUAAAAAUUGUUGAACAAAAUCUUUGGACAUUUAUAAUUUUGGACUUGUUUUGACUUUUUGGCUAGAGGAUAUUUUAUGAAUGGGAAUAAAUUAUGUGUUUGGCCGGUAUUAAACAAGUAUGGCUCAGGGGCCCCUGAGCUGGUUUUAAGGCC